AUGAUCUUUGGUUCAAUGAGAGAGAGGGCAUUAAUGGCAUCAGCUAUCCCAAGUUCAGGAUAUCCGCAAAGAGUAUUAAGAGAGAAACCUCAAAAUAAUGAUAUUAUAAUUGAGGAAGAAGAUGGGUCUAAAGAUGUUGAACACAUAUUAUCUUCUUCAGUUUCUGGGGCUUCCUCACUUGUCUUACUUCAAUUGAUCAGUUUUCGUUGUGCACUGUUGAGAAGUGGAAAUACAGUGAUUAAUAAUGGUGAUGAUGAUAUAAAAAAUGAAAGUUCUUCAAAUUCUUCUUCAGGGGAAAAGGUAGUUUUAGUAAAUUCUAGAAAAGGUUCCAUGCAAAAGAUCAUAAAUUUAUCAUAUAUUCCAAUCCCCAUUGGAAUAAUUAUAACUUUUCUUGUCUGUGCAUUUCAAAUAUUUUAUGCUACAGAAGAGACAUUCGCUACACCAUAUUUUAUAACUUCAGUAAUUUUAUAUGGUUUAGCUGCUUUUGGAGAACUUCUUAUUGAACCAUUAUAUAUAAUAGCUAUGAAUAAUUUGAUUUAUAAAUUGCGAGUUGGAUGUGAAGGAAUUGGUGUAAUUGUUCGUUGUUUAAUUACACUUGGUUUAACAAUUUUGGGUGUACAUAAAAUUGAUAAUGAUAAUGAAGAUAAUAAAUAUGGAAUAUUAGCAUUUGCAAUUGCACAAUUUACUUAUACACUUAUAUUGAUGGUCGGAUAUAUUGGAUACUUUUUAUAUUAUUGGAAUAUUGGUUUAUUGAUUCCACGAAAACUUCAAGAUGAAAGUAAUCCCGAAGAUCAAGGAAUAUAUGCAUUUGUUGUAAAUUAUGGUUCAUUGAUUGUUCGUAUCUUAUUUCAACCUCUUGAAGAAACAGCAAAAAAAACUUCAUUGGUCAUGUCUCUUAAAAUAUUAACAACUUUAAUCAAAUUUCAUAUUUUACUUGGAUUGAUUUUUAUUGGACUUGCAACAAAUUAUACUGGAGCUUUGAUAGAUAUUUUAGUAGGGUCAAUGUGGUCACAAUCACCUGCUCCAUUGGCUUUAUCAUUUUAUUGUUUAUAUGUUCCAAUUAUGGGAAUUAAUGGUAUAACUGAAGCAUUUGUAGCUGCUGUUGCAACAAAAGAAACACUUAAUACAUUAAAUUAUUGGUUAAUAGCUUUUUCAGCUGGAUUUGUUGGAAAUGGAAUAAUUUUUAUGAAAAUAUUAUCAGCUGGUGCGAUAGGACUGGUUGCUGCAAAUGCUUUAAAUUUACUAACACGUAUUUUAUGGAGUUGGAAAUUCAUUAAAACUUAUUUUUUAAAAGAUCGAGGUGCUUCAAAAAAGGAUCUUGAAGAAUUACAACAGAUGUUAAUUAUUUCAAAUCUUACUCCAAAACCAUUGAUUUGGAUUUCUUUUAUGAUUAGUUGGGGAAUUACUUUUUGGUCAAAUCAAUAUAUUGGAUGGAAUACAUUAGAUGCUAAAAUAAAACAUAUUGGAAUUGGAAUUUUUUGUGCUGUUUUUGUUUCUGAAAUGGCUAAACAUCAUCCAGAUCUUAUUAUGUGCCGCAAGCAACCAGGCAUAGCUAUCGGUCGUUUAUGUGAAAAAUGUGAUGGAAAAUGUACACCCUUGUUCGGUCGAUGCGUAAUUUGUGGGGCACCCGGAGUUUCAGAUGCUUAUUAUUGUAAAGAAUGUGUUUUACAAGAAAAAGAUAUCGUAAAUCUUGGAUCAUCAAAGACGGAUCUAUUUUAUGAACGGAAAAAGUAUGGGUUUAAGAAAAGGUGA
Molecule: messenger RNA, 1752 nt
Organism: Diversispora eburnea
Lineage: Eukaryota; Fungi; Glomeromycota; Glomeromycetes; Diversisporales; Diversisporaceae
Source: the annotation of a GenBank genome assembly